Messenger RNA from Rubroshorea leprosula, 1151 nucleotides. The record is from the annotation of a GenBank genome assembly. Lineage: Eukaryota; Viridiplantae; Streptophyta; Magnoliopsida; Malvales; Dipterocarpaceae.
AAAGGAAUCUAAAUUGACAGCAAGGUUUUGCUGCAAUAGCAGGUUAGAACAGCAAGUUUUGCUGCCCUGAGGAAUCAAUGAUGAUAGAUAAUGACCAAGCCAAGAAAGGACCUGGGGGAGCAAGGGGAGACAAGGCUGCCCUCAAGACAACAGAUCUGGACUCACCUUAUUAUCUUCAUCCCAGUGAUGAUCCUGGCAAGGUUCUAGUCACAUCUCCUUUAACAGGAGAAAACUUCCAUACAUGGAGGAGAGCGAUGCAGAAUGCUCUAUAUACAAAGAACAAAAUGGGGUUCAUUGAUGGAACUCUUAAGAAGCCAAGUGCAGAUUGUCCAGAAUUUCUGGCACUUGGACGAAGUGUAACUCCAUGGCUCAUGAACCUGUGCCAACAUGUACUUAUGGCUGCACUUGUGAUCUUGAAUAUGGAACCAUUACCAUCUCUCAACAAGGUUUACUCAAUGGCCACAAAAGAAGAAAAACAGCAAAUGGUGUCUGCAUCUAGAAGUCCAGCUAUAGAGGCAACGGCUUUAGCAGCAAAGACAAGUUAUAACAGAAAGGUGAGCACAUCAGGGAAACCACGUUGUGAUCACUACAAAAGGAUAGGCCACACAAAGGAAAGAUGCUAUGAAAUAAUAGGCUAUCCAGUGAGUUGGAAACCAGGACAAACGAAGAUGAGGGGUAAGGGGGAGCAGCAAAAACAUCAGAACACAGAUAAGGAUGUGAUUUUCGCAGCAAAUGCAUCACUUGACCCACAGAUGACUGGAGGUCAAUUGGAUCAAUCACCAAUUACAGGACUUACCAAGGCGCAGUAUGAUCAACUCCUCACGCUUCUUGGUGGUAAUUCUGAUUCUAAACAAUCUAUCAAUCUUGCUGGACCUAGCCUCGAGGAGGUUGAUUGGAAUGGGUAAGCUUCGUGAUGGGCUCUACUAUUGUGAUUUUGGGCAUGUAGCAGCCACUAGUCAUACCAAGAAGGAGGACACAUCCUUGGAGUUAUGGCAUCAACGGCUUGGGCAUGCACCUCUAGAACGACUAGCCAAAAUAUCUUCCUUACCUUCAUGUUCAAAUCAAAUAAAACAUGUUUGUGAUGCUUGUCAUCGAGCUAAGCAAACAAGACUACCUUUUCCUAUUAGCAAUAAUAAAUCUGCUCAUCCUUU